Messenger RNA from Oppiella nova, 554 nucleotides. NCBI's taxonomy places the organism in Eukaryota, Metazoa, Arthropoda, Arachnida, Sarcoptiformes, Oppiidae. The record is from the annotation of a GenBank genome assembly.
AUGAACACACCGAUGGCACCACUGAAAGACCCCGUAAGAGGAAGAGGUGCCGAAGCUGUGGACAACAAUGUGGUGAUGGAUGUACACAACGCAGAUGUAGUUGCGGACAGUAGUUGUAAUAUUCUAAUUCCGGACGAUACCGAAGCUAAAAACUAUGCCGUGGACUCACAUGUAAUGUCUUUGGAUAAGCAAAGUGUUGAUGAGUUGUAUAAAUCACUGUUUAGAGUGAAACGACAGGACACCACACCUACACCUGAACCUGAAACUGAAGGAACGGAAUCCACGGAACCCUCGGGAGCCACGGAACGGAACACCACUCCCAGAACCACCCGAACCAAGAAAAACAAUAAUAGUAACGGUAAUAAAGGCGGACACACUAACAAUAUUGCCUUCAAUGUUAAGGUGGAAAACCAUUAAUUCAAUGUUUGAAUGCAAAUUAAAACUUUGUCCAUUGUUUUGCAAAUGACUUAUUAAAUACAUGUUUAAUUAUGUUCUAUUAUGUUAUAAGAUCUUGUUAAAUAAGGACAAUAAUAAAAUUUCAAUUAAUUGUAAAA